AUGUCGUUUCGAAGGGCAGCUACUGCGACGCUCGCGCAGCGCGCUGUACACUUGACAAUUGUGCCACGCCCUGCGAAUUUGGCGGAAAGUCGCGAAGUGUUGCGCGUUCUACAGCGGUACGGGCCGAUGGACAUGUACAAGCAUUUGAAGCACGAAUACUUUAGACCUAUGGACAAUGUAGCACUUGGCAUCUAUCGCGAUGGAGACGCCGCCCAACGCGCACUAAAUGCAUCCCCCAUCCGAUUCGCGCUCGAAAAGCAGAACGAUGUCCCGCCCAACCAGAAUACCUCCGUGGAUAUGGAAGAAGUGGAAUAUGGUACACCACAGCGCGAGGGAGCCACAGAGACCGGCAUUGACGACAUUCUCCGCCCCGGCGAGCUCCUUACGAACACCCGCUACAAAGAACCCCCCAUAGAACCAACCUUGGACCCUCCAUCGAAACCGAUGCCAUUCGAACCAUCCGUCGAAACGCCGAAUACAAUUUCAAAGUGGUUCCAAAUCACCGUUGACCGCUCGCGUGUGGUGCACUACGAUUACAUUGAGAAACAGUUCCUUUGGGGGCGGUAUACACCGAUGAAAACAAUCGCGCAGGAAGACUUGGUGAAGAAGGUGCCGCAAAAGGGAUUGAGUGAUGUUGGCCAGAGGCCGCCGGGUGUCGAACAUCGACCACACAGGGCUAUGAGGAAAGACCAAGCAUAUGCCGACGAAAGAAUGCCGAGCGUGAGACAGAUAUGGUUGGAGAGCGAGGAAAGACACCAGAAAGCCCCUCGAUGAGCGGUACAUCAAUUUCGAUACUCCUCUGCCACCAUAU
This is a messenger RNA of Periconia digitata, 811 nucleotides long. The record is from the annotation of a GenBank genome assembly. NCBI's taxonomy places the organism in Eukaryota, Fungi, Ascomycota, Dothideomycetes, Pleosporales, Periconiaceae.